AUGUUAUUGUAAAUAAAUUUUGGAAUUUGGUAGAUGCAAAUAAAGUUCGAUUGAUUAAAAUGAGUUUAUUGAAAUCCGAACUCAACAGUUUACUGACAUCCGUUCCGGAUUACAUUCAAAAAGUCAAGUGCGAUGCAACUGAAAAGACUCCGCCAUUUAAAUGCGCAGUCAAAACAUGUUUCAAUAGCUUCUUACGAUACAAAGACCACAUUAAUUGCCCCUACAAGUUUCAUAAAUUCCCAGUCACCAACAAAUCCCUUUGUAACGUAUGGAAAUUAAAGUGCGGUUUAAAUAGAACGGACGAUGUGGAGAAAUUAAUGGUUUGUUCAGAUCACUUCAGCUUGGACGAUUACUUGAGAAACUACAAAGAAGAAUUCACGAAUCCCAAUUUUAAAAGAACAUUGAAACCCACUGUAUAUCCCAAUUUAAAAUUAGGUAAACUAGAGAAGCCGGAAGACAAUAUUAAUUCAAAUGAAGAGUCUCAGAUGGAAACGAACACAGACUCGCCUGAAUCCGAGGAAGAUGAAAGUCAACGAGAAUUCCUUAACGAAGUGCGCAAAGAAGUAGACUAUAACAAGGAAUUAACCGAGAAACUCGAUACAUUACAGAAGAAAUUAAACAAGCUUCAGUCAACAUCAAAACACUUGAGUGCUAAGCAACGUAAAGUGAUAAUUAAUAAGAAAGCUGAGGAUUUAAGAGUGUUGAAAAAAUUCUUCAGCGAUACACAAAUUAAGUUAUUAAUGGGUCAGGAAGCAACCUGGACGAACGAUGAUCUAGCCAGAGCGUUUACGAUUAGACAUAUGGGCUCAAAAAAGUGCUAUUUGUAUAUGAAGAAUACACUCAAUAUACCUUUACCAUCACUUUCUUGCUUGCAAAAAUGGGCAAAUUCGUAACAGUAAUUAUAUCAAAACACCUUUAUUAUUUAAUAUAUGUAUAAUACGUUACAAAAGUAUGACUUAUGUUCAAAAAUUAAGAAUUGAUUACUGGAACUUUUCCAGUAAAUUUAGAUAACUGAAAUGUAUAGCUCUAUUAACGACGUCGUGUAUAAUUUUUAUACAAAAAAAAUGUACAUUUAAUAACUAAGAUGCAAUAAAUUAAUUAUACUGCAUAUAUUUCGAUGAAAGAAAUAUUUAAACAAACCCUAGAUAUCCAUUUAACACAAAUUUUAACUCGUCAUAUUCUUAACGUACAGGUACACUUAACAUAGUCACAGCACAUUUAAUCACAAAAUUGGACGAAUUUUAAAUUUUGAGCAUUUUCACGAGGGCCUAAUAGACAUUUAAAGCCGCACUAUGUGAUGUGCUUCGAAAAUCUAUUCAUUUUAAACUGUAGAAUUUUGAUGAAAUUGUGAAAAUGCUCUAAAAUCUUAUACAACUACUAUCUACUAUAUUGAAUAUACUGUUCGAUAUGUGCUUAAUUUCAACAGAGUGAAAAACUGAAAUUUCAAAUUAUAUUAAUCGUAUCCGUCUCUUCCUAUUAACUUAAAAAUAACUCCACUAAAUUUACAGCUUUAUAGUACAUUUGGAAUAUUCAGUCAUAUUAAAUUAUUAAAAUAUACUAAGUAACUAAUUUAGUUACUUUUAUGGUAUAGACAACUUGAUUUAGUAACUUGUGCAAGUACCUAAUUUAGUAAACGACUAAAUCAAGUUGUCCACACCAUCCAAGUAACCAAAUUUAGUUACUUGAUUUAGUAACUUUUGCUUUAGCUACUCGAUAGUGUAUCCGCGCCUUUAAACAAAGUCAUUAAAGUUUUUCAUUAUUAAAAAUACAUGCAAGUGCGUUAAUUCAGCAACGUGCAGAAUUAACGCUUGCUCUGUUAGUAAAUAUUUCUCUAUUAAUCACAUAAUAACAGUUUUUAUAAAUAUUAAUCUAGGUUAUUAGAGCCCAUGAAACAAGUACUCGAAACAUUUAUACACACACAUUGAGCUUACCCUGCAACAGUUUGAGUAACGAAUAAUUACAUAUUAGCAUUGUCAAGGUUUCAGUUAAACAAGAGAAUAGCAUUACCAACACGCUAACAGUCGGCUAGUCGAUCACAUCAAUAAAUAUUCUUGAGACUCUCAAUAAAAAAACCAACAAUCGUAAGAAAUAAACGAAGUUAAAGACUGAUAUAAUCAACGACGUAACUGGGAAAAUACUCUCCAUCGAAAUACUUAACAAAGGUUUCGCCGUUGUGACACUGGACGGUAUCAAAUCCGUAGUCUGGCAAGAACACGUUGCCUUCGACUUGCUGUACGUUCUGCGUGAGCACUUCGGCGAUAAACAUGGACCGGAAUGUUCCGUUGGUUUUCGAUGAAUGUUUGUUGGCAAGCUGCGGGCUCGUGGAGAAAUAUACCCCCGGCCCGAACAUGAAUCUCUCCCCGUAACGCCAAUCGAAAUUGUACUUGGCGAUGCUGAUGACGUUCUCCCUAGCCGUGUCGUGGUAAAGGGAUAGUAUGUUGUAGGGGCCCUUUUGUUCGAAGUCGUACAUUUUUAAGCGAAAUUUGGAAAACAACGUAGGGUUCUGUACCCUGUAAAUACCCUGAAUGCAAUUGUAAUAUAUGCCGACGUUCAUUAGGUCGAAUACUCGAUGAUAUUCCGAGCUGUAGUGCGGUAAAUUCGUUAAUUUGUAUUGUUGGAAAUUUAGGUUCAUUGGGUCCCAAUGUUUGGGUAGUAUGUAGCUCACUUCUUGAAUUAACAUGUCCUAAAAAUCAUGAAAGUAUUUAUCGUCAUGACAACAUUGAAUAAAAUAUUAACUAAUACGUUUAUUUGUAAACCUUUGAAGUUAUUUCGCGUAUUGGUUUAUCCUUUGUUUUUGACUUGUUGCUUCAACGUGAAAAUUAAAUCAUAAAUUCAAUUCACCAUUAGAAUCUAACCGGUAUGACAAUU
Phyllotreta striolata is the source of this 2868-nucleotide messenger RNA. The record is from the annotation of a GenBank genome assembly. Lineage: Eukaryota; Metazoa; Arthropoda; Insecta; Coleoptera; Chrysomelidae.